Molecule: messenger RNA, 5731 nt
Organism: Hibiscus syriacus
Lineage: Eukaryota; Viridiplantae; Streptophyta; Magnoliopsida; Malvales; Malvaceae
Exons: 36
Coding region: 118-5583 (1821 amino acids)
Biological process (GO): tRNA methylation
Molecular function (GO): tRNA (guanine) methyltransferase activity; RNA binding
Source: RefSeq, a predicted model, not a curated record
UACAAGAAAAAGGCGGUUUAUGUAAUAACUGCAAUUUGUAGCCGUUGCGCCAAUCUUUCCCGUUUAAAUUUCUAUAAAUAAUUGAAGAAGAAAAAAAGUAAUUUUUCAACGGAUGCAAUGGCCGCCGCCGUUAUCUCUUCACUGUCAAAGAGCUUCGGAAAAAUUCCUCCAUCAGCCAUACCACCUAUGUUGGAUUGUAUAUUGACUUCAACCGUCUUAUCUCCGUCGUCACUUUUCUCUUCUCUUCUGGACGAUCUCCCCGAGCUCAUCGAGAGUGCUAAUAAGGAUGGGAAAUUGGAUUCUGAUCGUCGUAACAGUAUUGCGUCAAUGGUUGGAGCAUUAUGCCAUCUUCUUACUAAAGCGAAGACUAAUCAUGAAGGCCUACAGUCUUUUAUAUGGGAAGGUUUUAUUCCUCUGAUGAAAAUGGGACAUGAAUUUGACCUUGAGCUUCUUAACCAGAUUGCAGAUUUGUUCUUUGAUAUUGUGCAAAGGACUAAUGCUUGGGAAGUUCUGGAUGCAACUUUGGUAUCUUUUUCCCUAAGGUCUAUUGGCAUUUCUGCUGGUAUGAUUCAAAAUGGAGAUUUGCUUGGUACCGGGGUUGAUAGAAUAUCAGUUUUCCAUGUCUCAAAUGACUUGCUUAAGAAUAUCAACGAAAAUUUGGAUUCUAGCAUGGAUUGUACACUUUCUACAUCUGAAUAUUUCCCCUUGCCUCUAUCAUUCCAUGUUCUAAGCAUUACUUUGGAUGCUGGACUACAAGCUUUUCAAGCUGCUCCAGUUACAUGCUCAUUUCUGGAAAAUGUGUGUUAUGUUGAAAAAUUCACAGCUAAUUUACUUUAUAAUUUGUGUAAUGUGACUGAAAGAUUACUUUUACAAAGUUUGGAAAAUCGGUCUUGUACAAUUUGCUUUCUUCUGCCUGUCAUCUUCAAAACAUUUGUUUCUCACAGUUCUUUUAAAACCUCAGUUCAUGGGCAGACACAUAUACUUUCCAGGAAUCAGUUCUUUAUGAGAAUGUGGACUUGCUGUGGAAAACUGUUCUCCCUUGGAUCGUUAGAGAGGAGAGAUGCAUACAGGAUACUUUCCCUAUAUUUGUCUUAUUUCUCUUGUAGUGUAACUUUUGAAAACACUAAGAUAACUGAUGCAACAGAGGAGUUCGAUAUAAGAAAUGAAAAAGAAUUUUGGAAUGAAAUCAAAAGAGGAUUGGUUGAUGAUGAGAGCCUAGUGAGGAAACAAACAUUGCAUAUACUGAAGAAACUGUUAUGUAUGAGUAGUGGGAACCAACAACAUUUUGAUAUUUUAGAGAAGAGAACCCAAGGGAAACAUUCAGUUCCUCAUGGUGUGACAAAGAGAGAGCUCUGGGCUUAUAACGAAGCAAAGUCACUGGGGGUAGGGGAAGUCUGCAGCUCAACUGAUUCAGGCUUGAAUAGUCGGCAGCAAUGGGAAGCUUUCAUACUCUUAUUUGAUAUGCUUGAAGAGUAUGGUACUCACCUUGUAGAAGCUGCUUGGAAUCAUCAGAUAACUUUGUUGCUUCAAUUUUCCGUCUCACAUGAUAAUUUUGUAAGUGCUAUUAGUGGAAGUGUCCAUCCAACUCAGUCAGAAACUUGGACUGAAGUCUUUAGCUGGUUAUCGAUUUUGUGGAAGCGAGGCUUUUGUCAUGGUAAUCCUCAAGUUAGGUGCAUGAUCAUGCAGUCAUUUUUGGAAAUAGAAUGGAUAAAAUAUGGAAGUUGUGUGAAGUCAGUACCUGAGAGUUUUAUUCUUGGUUCAUUGAUGGAAGCUUUGAAUGAUCCAGUUCACCACAGUGAUUUUGGUUUUAAAGGAGUUUACUCUUCAAAAACGAUUGAGGGUGCUGCCCACUUUUUGCAUCAUUAUUCAAGUUACAUGGACGCAAGGGAAGCCGCUAUAUUUUUAAACAGCUUAGCAUCCCUUGCUAAAAGUAUAUCUUUUAGUAGAGCUGGAUUGAUGGGUCUUGCAGAAUGUAUUGCUGCAUCUGCUUUUGGGGCUCGUAAAUACAGCGACAAUAAAGCAGAAUCUUGUGAAUUUGGUGUUGUUGAUAAGGAUGGGACAGAGUUGCUCGAUGUUCUUCGAUAUGUUCUUGAGAGUAGCAAACAUCAUUUCAAUCCUAAUUACCGUUUUCGAGUCUGUGAAAAAGUAGUGCAGGCUGCUGCUUCUUUGGUGCCAGCAAGUGAUGUUCCCCUUGAGAUACUUUUGCACUUCAUCUCUACUUUGCCGCGGGAAGUUACUGAUUAUGGUGGUUCGCUACGUGUAAGAGUGCAAGACUGGCUUCUGCAAAACUGCCAGGCUUCACAUUCUGGUGGUAUCCAGAUGCAGCUUAUGGAAAGUCUCAAUGAAUUUCCACAAAGGUUCAUUAUUCAUCAUGGCCCGUUUCAAAAUUUUGAUGAUGAGGACUUGGAUGCAUGGGAAUUUGAAGUGAGAAGAUGGGCAAGAGUACUCUUUCUUGUAAUCAAGGAAGAACAUCAAUUAGUACCUCUAAUAACGUUUAUACAAAAUCAUGGAACAAAUAUUUGUAAACAAAAGAAUCAUUCAGAGUGGAUGCCUGUGAAGUUUCAUAUCCUUGUAUUAGGCUUAAUUCAAGAGAUCCAGGUGAUACAAAGAAGAAAGCAUGGGUUCAAAGUACAAAACAAAUAUGAAAUUGGCUUACUGGAGACACAGGAGGAGCAAUCAAGUGAUGUAGAAGCUUCAAACAUUUACAACAUGUUCACUGAUUCUGUACUUUUUGUACUGGAGGAACUUGUGUCCUUUGCCAACUUGUCUUGUUCCAUAUUCUUUUCUGGUUCUGAUAUAGAGGACAAGGUUCUGCCUGGUUCUGUGAGAGGAAAACUUGGCGGUCCUAGUCAGCGACGAUUAUCAAUUUCUUUGACAACUGCUGUGUUGCAAGCUACAAUCUCCAUUAAAGCUGUUGCAUGCACCUAUGCUUGGUGUGCACAACAUAGAAGUGACAUUCUAUUAAAUUCACCCUUCACGGCUGUGUGGAAAUUCUUAUGCAAUACCAUUGCAUCUCCAAUUUGCAACUCUGAGACUGAAGCAGAAAUAUGUCUUGCUGCAUAUGAAGCAUUAGCGCCUGCGUUGAAGGCCCUUAUCUCUGUAUUGUCUUCUCAAACUUUGCUCCUUUUUAGGGAAAAUAGCAAGUCAUUGCAACCUGCAAUGGAAGGUGAACCUUGGUUAGAUACCUUGGUUCUUUCUUUUCUUCAGAAUAUCAAUAAUCUUCUUGCUGUUGGAUUUAUGGCCCGCACGAGGCGGGCAGUUUUGCUUAAUUGGAAGUGGGUUAUCUUAGAUUCUCUGCUCUCAAUUCCUUACUAUGCUUUUGAGAGUAAGCUUCAACUAGAGGAUGGUAGCUUUUUUUUCUCAGAUGCUGCUCUGAUAAACAUUUUUACUGAUACUGUUGAGAGUCUUGAGAAUGCUGGGGAGGGUUCUGUUUUACCCAUGUUGAGAUCCAUCAGAUUGGCUUUGGAGCUAUUUGCUUCAAGAAGGUUGCCUUCAGUUGGUUCCAGAUUCGCUGGUGUAGAUUCUCAGAUGAUUUGGCGUUUGGUUCAUUCCUCUUGGAUAUUACAUACCAGCUGCAACAAGCGGAGGGUUGCACAUAUUGCUGCUUUGUUAUCUUCUGUCUUGCAUCCAUCCUUGUUUUGUGAUGUAGACAUGCAUGAUACUGAUAAUGAACCUGGGCCGCUAAAAUGGUUUGUUGAAAAGCUUUUGGAGGAGGGCACAAAAAGUCCCCGGACGAUUCGUCUUGCAGCUUUACAUUUAACGGGGCUCUUUCUCUCAAAUCCAACGACUAUAAAAUACUACAUAAAAGAACUGAAACUACUAACACUCUAUGGCUCUGUUGCUUUUGAUGAGGAUUUUGAAGCUGAAUUAACUGAAAACCAUGAUGCAAGAACUGAAGUUUCAUUAUUGUCUAAAGCCCAAGAUUCUGAGUUGACAGAGGCAUUUUUAAACACGGAGUUAUAUGCACGUGUGUCUGUUGCUAAUCUCUUUUACAAGCUGGCUCACUUGACUAAUAUGACGGGAUCAUCUAUUGGAGACAAAGAAUGCCAGUCAACCCUUGAAUCUGGAAAAUUGUUUCUGCUAGAGCUUCUGGAUUCUGUGCUAAAUGAUAAGGAUCUUGCAAAAGAGUUGUAUAAGAAGCAUAGCGUGAUCCAUAGGCGAAAAGUACGUGCUUGGCAGAUGAUAUGUGUUCUGUCACAAUUUGUUGAUGAUGAUGUAGUUGGAGAAGUUACACAUUGCUUGCAACUUGCUCUGUAUAGAAACAACUUUCCUUCUGUUCGCCAGUACUUGGAAACAUUUGCAAUUAAUAUUUACUUGAAAUUUCCCUCUUUGGUUUCAAAGCAAUUGGUUCCCUUGUUUCGAGAUUAUGACAUGAGACCUCAGGCACUUUCUUCCUAUGUCUUCAUAGCAGCUAACGUGAUCCUCCAUGCUUCUAAAGACUUUCAAGUCAAGCAUUUGGACGAACUACUUCCUCCCAUACUCCCAUUAUUAACCUCACAUCAUCAUAGCUUACGUGGCUUUACUCAGGUUUUGUUACACCAAGUACUUGGCAAAUUUUUCCCCCCACCAGAUCUUAAAAGCUCCGAGUUCAUACUUUUGGAAAAAAGGUGCUUCGAGGAUUUGAAAUUGUACCUGGCAAAGAAUUCUGAUUGCAUGCGCUUGCGAGAUUCAAUGGAAGGCUACCUUGAUGCUUAUAAUCCAAAAACCUCUGUUACUCCUGCUGGAAUUUUUGUUAGUCGGGUGGAGGAAAUUGGUUUUGAAUCUGUUCCAACAUCUCUAAUGGAUCAAGUGCUCAACUUUCUAAAUGAUGUGAGGGAAGAUCUGAGAUGUUCGAUGGCGAAGGAUAUUGUGACAAUCAAGAAUGAAAGCCUCAAUAUGGCUGAAGCGAUUGAAGAACUGUCUAGUGCUUGUGAAAGGAAAUUGGAGUUGCCUAAAGAUGCUCAUUUGGACUUCCAGAAAAAGAUUACUCUCUCUGAACAUAAGCAGGACUUGGGUUCCAGUUCCUUAUUAGGCAAGGGAGAAGUUUACAAGCAACUUUUAGAAAUGGAAAAGGAAGAUGAUCUUCUUGAUCAGUUGUGGAGGUCUAGAAGCUUGGCUAUGGAGAAGAUAAGAGGAAACCGGCAGCAUAUUAUCCUAGUAGCAUCAUUUAUUGAUCGCAUACCCAACCUUGCUGGAUUGGCGCGUACCUGUGAGGUUUUUAAAGCACUGGGAUUAGCUGUUGCAGAUGCAAAAAUAGUACAUGACAAACAGUUUCAACUCAUCAGUGUGACGGCAGAGAAGUGGGUUCCUAUUAUAGAAGUCCCUGUAAAUAGUGUGAAACAAUUCUUGGAGAAAAAGAAGCGGGAAGGUUAUUCGAUCUUGGGAUUAGAGCAAACUGCAAACAGUGUACCUCUUGAUCAGUAUAUCUAUCCGAAAAAGACUGUCUUGGUCCUUGGGCGUGAAAAGGAGGGUAUACCAGUGGAUAUAAUCCAUGUCUUGGAUGCUUGCAUCGAGAUACCUCAGUUGGGAGUUGUUCGAUCACUCAACGUACAUGUCAGUGGCGCCAUUGCUUUAUGGGAGUAUUCUCGACAACAACGGUUAUAGUACACUUUUAAUUCUCUACUAUACACCAUUUUAUGCGUAAAAAUAAGCAGUCUUGGACAUUUGUGUCAUUGCCAUUGUAUGGUUCGUUUUAAAUGAAUCCAUAUUGCGCCCACUAUUUUCAGUUUCUAUCAUUUGGCAAGUUGAUGUA